CCUCUAAUUUCUUCCUCUUCUUCAAUAACAAGCGACACUUUUUCUAGGGUUUAUAUUAGAAGCUUUCAGAGCGCCGGAAAAGCAGUAAAGCAUAAGAAAAUGGGGCACUCUAACAUCUGGAACGCUCACCCUAAGAGCUAUGGUCCUGGAUCUCGCGCUUGCCGAGUUUGCGGAAACCCACACGCAAUCAUCCGCAAGUAUGGUUUGAUGUGCUGCAGGCAGUGCUUCCGUAGCAAUGCUAAGGAAAUCGGUUUCAUCAAGUAUCGUUAAGUGUAGCAUGGGAAUUGCAGAAGCUGCUUGAAGUUUUCUUAGACUAGGCAAUGAAUUUAUUUUCUAUGUUGUGACCUUAAAAGGUCUGGACUACCAAACCUGUUCUGUUUUGAAAUACCAUACAUUGCUGAAUGUAGUAGAUUUGGAUUUUCAGAUGAUAUAAUCCUAUUUGUGCUUCAA
Molecule: messenger RNA, 450 nt
Organism: Spinacia oleracea (spinach)
Lineage: Eukaryota; Viridiplantae; Streptophyta; Magnoliopsida; Caryophyllales; Amaranthaceae
Product: 40S ribosomal protein S29
Exons: 3
Coding region: 100-270 (56 amino acids)
Biological process (GO): cytoplasmic translation
Cellular component (GO): cytosolic small ribosomal subunit; ribosome
Molecular function (GO): structural constituent of ribosome; zinc ion binding
Source: RefSeq, a predicted model, not a curated record